AUAUCCACUCUCCCGUCAACAGUUCGUUCGCAGAGUGUUUUUACCCCGCGUUAUUUUCGUGCGUAUUGUCCGUAUAAACAGCAAACGCACAAUUUUGAGCUGUCUCAAUCAUACAAACAAGUUCCCUGGAUUUAAGGCCAGGAUACUACGAGCCGAUCCAAGGCAGCCAAUAGUGAAGUGUCAUGGAGGUUGAAGACGAUUCUGCGGCCCCGGCCGCUGCUGCAUCUGCGGAGGCAUCGUGUGACGACAGCCGGCUAGUGAUGGCGGGCCCAUCAGUUCAUCCCAGCGUGUCGGUUCAAUUGCAUCCUCUCGUCAUAAUGAACAUCUCUGAUCAUUGGACUCGGAUCCGAGCUCAGAACAACGGUCAAGCCGAACAGGUUUUCGGAGCACUCUUGGGUAAACAGCAAGGCCGGACGAUCGAAGUUUUCAAUUCCUUUGAGCUGAACAUAGAGGGAACGCAUUCGAUCACCAUUAAUGUCGAGUUCCUCGAGAAUCAACAGAAACAGUAUCGCCAGGUAUUCCAAGACCUGGAACUUGUCGGUUGGUACACCACUGGCGGUGAACCCACCGUCUCAGACGUGAAAGUCCAUCAACAAAUCUGUGCGUUCAAUGAUAGCGCGAUCCUGAUGAAACUGGAUCCAACCGCGGGUCGUUCCAACCGCCUGCCUAUCGCGAUGUUUGAGUCCGUCAUAGAGAUGGUUGACAAGGAACCUUCAACGUUGUUCAUCACUCUGCCGAAUUCACUCGUCACGGAGGAAGGAGAGAGAAUCGGACUCGACAACAUGGCACGUCUGUCCGUUGCCGAGAGUCAGGAUAACUCGCUCGCGUCACAACACCUGAGAUCGCAGCACUGCGCCAUCAAAAUGCUACACAGCAGGAUAAAAAUUCUCCAACAGUACGUCAAAGCCGUCGAACAAGGAAUUCUCGAACCCAACCGCUCGAUACUGCGGGAAAUCUUCAGUCUGUGCCGCCAACUGCCGGUCGUCGAAACCGACGAGUUUCGACGGGAGUUCCACAUGCAGUGCAACGAUGUUGCGUUGCAGACAUUCCUCGCCACGCUAACUAAGUGUUGCGAUUGCGUCAAUACCUUCGUAAACAGCUUCAAUGUGUUAUACGAUCGCAAUAGUUUGUUGCGUCGCAAAAGACCGAAUGUAUAAUUUGUAACGGAAUCCUAUUGUUGUGAUUCGAUCGCACAAAAGAGUCAGAAGGAUGGGGGUCCGAGUGAAGCCGAGACUUCUCGUCCAGAAGAGGAUUCGCCUGCCACCGAGAGCUCGAACGGCUGCCUGAGCCGACCCUCGGCGGUUCUCGAGAUUUCCGACAUGCGGUACUGAGAGCAGUGAGCAUCCAUUGAAACCCACUCCGAGACAAAUACUUGGAGUCUGAGGCAGGAGCUCGCGUUCCUCGUCGACAGCGUCUGGGGAUUUCAGUUAGCUCACUGGGGACAGUUCCCGGUGGAAACAAUGUUGGGUGAAUAAAAUGUCGAUUGAUCGGAACCAUCCAUAA
Molecule: messenger RNA, 1503 nt
Organism: Galendromus occidentalis (western predatory mite)
Lineage: Eukaryota; Metazoa; Arthropoda; Arachnida; Mesostigmata; Phytoseiidae
Product: COP9 signalosome complex subunit 6
Exons: 5
Coding region: 183-1157 (324 amino acids)
Biological process (GO): protein deneddylation
Cellular component (GO): COP9 signalosome
Molecular function (GO): protein binding; metallopeptidase activity
Source: RefSeq, a predicted model, not a curated record